CUGUGCUAAACCAGCCCUCGUGUACUGCCCCUAUCCGUGCUCCCUGCGCACGCACACAGCAACCCCCGAUACCCACACCGACGAAUACACACACACGCGCACACACGAGAAACUCCUUUCUACACAAGCACAGCUUGCCCUCAUCAUCCCUUGCAUCCUUCCCAUGCGCAGAAGGCAACCUCGUCCACAGAGCGAAGGCCGGGGUGGGUCCGCGGGGGGAGUUAGCAACGGGCCACUUCGGAAAAGGCUUUUCCCGCGUGGUCUCUUGGGACGCCCGGCUACGACAGGGUUAAGCGUGUUUCGGGUGGUUUUUCGGCUAGCGCGAUUUCCCUCCAAACCCCUGGAUCACCUUACCCAACCUCUCUUCCCUCUUCCACUGCAGGGAUAGGCGGGGACCAGCGCGCUUUCCCCUCCUCUUUCCCAACAGUCCCCUCCACACUUCCAGUAAUCACCCAGAAACAAAAGGGGGGGCAGAAGGGGGAGGGAGCCUGUUGGGGUUUACCAGCCACUUCCUGCCAAUCAGAAGCCUGCCAGCCAACCCCCCCUCGGCGGCCAAUGAAAGUUGUGACCAUUCAUAAAAAUAAAUACGCUGCCACGCUCCACCCCAGCCACACACAGGCACAAGGGACCCAACCUCUCCCCAGCGUGUCAGUUUCCCCGUGAAAUAUACAAGCUUCCAGCUCAAAUAUUAUUGCAAACCUCGCUCUCUUUUCCUUCUCUCCCCGCCCCCUCCCGCCGUUCUCCGUCCUGAGCUCCCAUCACAAUGCAGCCAGCAACACACUGAAAUUAUAUUCUAGUUAAUUGGUUUUGUGUGUGCGUCUCUCUCUUUCCGCCUCCCCCCUUCCAUACUCUGCUAACGGGAAAAGCGCUUCGAGAAACGCGCGCACACAUUCACACGCGCUUCCAGGAAACCAGAGACAGAGAGGCUGCGAUUCUUUGCGAAAGGAAAUAGAUUUGCUUGGCUUCUCCACACUCCUCCCUCCGCCCCAAGCAACUUCUAUCUCUUACUGCUCCUCUUGAGUCCUAAUCCGGGAAGUAUCUGAGAGAAAACCUUAAUUUGCACAGGCUGAGAACGAAGCUCUAUCCGGUACCCUCCGGGCGCUCCGUACAUUCCCCCCCCCCACAAGUAUGGGAAAGAGAGGCGAUCGGACUGGGCUCUAUUUCGGCAGCAGAUCCCGUGAAGUAGAGUUCAUUUUCUCAUUUUGAUCACCCCCCGCCUCUUUUUCACUCUUCCACUCUUGGAGAAAUACAGGCGCCUCUGCUUCCACGCUACCAAAGUACAGUCAACAAACCCUGAACUCAGCUGGAUACACUCUGCCAUUCAGCUUGGCGCCCAAGGAAAGCAUACAGCUCACCUACCCCCCUGUUUGAGUUGCAGCCGUUCGUUCCAGUGGCAAAGUCUGUGCAGCAGGCGAGCUUGCUCAAUCACAGCCAGCCAAACAUUGGACAUCACAGCUCAGGCUUCCUGCAUGAAGGUGAAAGCUACAAAGCCAAGUUCUUUGACAAGAUGCCGCUUUGGUAACUGAUUAAGCAUCUCUUCCAGCCAACUGGAGGCGCAAUGGUCCCCCUGUGCUGGUGCUGCCCGCCAGCACCUGCACCAGCUGCGGUGGCCAUGACCAGCACAGCCACACCUUCCUACCACUUCAAGAGCUUCUGUGGCGAGUUUGAGCAGGUGGAAAGCGCCCUGGAACGCCUCGAGGCCAGCGGGUUCUACUGGGGGAGCCUGUCAGGCACCGAAGCCAAGCAGCUUUUAACCUCCCAGCCACCUGGCGUCUUCCUAGUGCGAGACUCCUCUGACCAUCACCACCUCUUCACCCUGAGCAUCCGCACCAACACGGGCAUUACCAACCUGCGGAUCCAGCAGCAGGGCUCAGCUUUCCACCUGGAGGCCUUGCCAGGAGCCGGCCAUGCCCCAGCCUUCCACUGCGUGGUCCAGUUGGUAGAGCAUUAUCUCUGCCUGGGGACCGUAGAAAGGGGGCCUUGCUAUCUGGAGAGGGAGGGGCAGCCUCCAGUGCCUUUGGCCCUCCUCCACCCCCUCUGCUGCAAGGUGCCCACUUUGCAAGAGCUGUGUCGUCGGGCUGUGCGUGCCAGCAUGCGGGGCAGAGGUGACACUAGGGCUCAGUUGCAGGCGUUGCCGGUCCCACAGGGACUCUUGAACUCACUGUGCAGCUGAAAGAGGAAAUACAGCACAAGCUUUUAAUGAGCAGAGGUUGUUUCCUUCCCAACAUGCCUUGUACAGCACAUGGACAGGACUGUUUGCACACAGUGUAUUCCUGGGAGUGCCUGUUUAUUAUCUUUGUGGAAUAAACCUACUGGUACGUAAGGGCCAGCCAUUGAACCAAUUGCCCUCAAUUCAUUUUGAUGUGUCUCAAGCCUCCAAAUGUCACCAGAAGCAGAGGAAAAGGCAACCUAUUCCAGGACCUGGGGUUGGUGUCAUCUUCUGUGACACGAAAGGCCCAUAACUCCUUUUCCCUACAUUCUCCUUAAGCCAACCAGUCCCAACAUCUCAAAAGCAUCUUUGGGAAAAAGGUAUGAAGAACGCUUAAUUCCUGGGAUCAGCUGCCUCUAAGCAAGUUCACAAGUUUUCAUCGCGCAGUGACUAAGGUCACCUAUUGCUCUGCACCACAGAUAGAGCUGCACUGUCACCUCAUAGUAUUGUUCACAUGUUCAGCUGAAAGGCAUUGAGAGAUGCAUAUGCAUGUAUGCAACAGUGCUCAGUGCCAAGUGAGGGGGUCCCUGCUACUAGCUAGAGAUAUAGCUGCAAACACAAGUGUCUUGUGGCAAUUUAUGUAUUUUAAGCAGGUGUGGGUACCUUUUGGCCCUCCACACUCCCAUCAUCCCUGACCAUUGGCCAUGCUUGCUGGGGCUGCUGGGAGCUGCACUUCAGUGAACUUCUGGAGGACUAAAGGUUCCCCACACUUGCAUUAAAGUGCCACAAGGCAAGGUUCUAAAACAUGACUAGUGCUCAGGACUCUAGCUUAGUUAGAAAUCUAUGGAUACCCAGUGACAAGGGAAACGGCAUUCUUUGUAGUUUCUUCAUACAGAUCAGGGCCAUACUCUACUGCAAAGGCACGAUUCUCAGCACUAACGGCAAAGUCUGUGCACACAGCUGUCCUUCCCCUUUCUCCCACUUGCAUUUCAUGUUUGACCACCUCAAGAUCUCAUUUUCUGCACACACACACAUACACACAAACUUCGUCAGAGCCCUGAAGGCAGGUCAUUACUGUAACUUGACAGCCCUCAAGAAUGUUGACUCAGGAAACCAGUUAUGAAAAAAAACACAAGACAUUCCAGGCAAAAGAAAAGUACAAACUCAGCUACUUUAUGCUGCAUCCUGUGACUUGAGUUUGUGCAUGUUUUUAUAAACCGCCAGAUAUGUUCAAAGGCCAUGACUUAGGGGAGCUUGGAAGAGCAGAGGGGGCUAGAGGUCUACCAUCAGAAUAUUUAAAGUGGGGGCUUUUUGUGGAGGUACAAACCAGAGAGCCAGUGUGGUGUAGUGGUUAAGGUGUUGGACUAUGACCUGGGAGACCAGGGUUUGAAUCCCCACAGCCAUGAAGCUCACUGGGUGACCUUGGGCCAGUCACUACCUCUCAGCCUCAGAGGGAGGCAAUGGUAAACCUCAUCUGAAUACCCCUUACCAUGAAAACCCUAUUCAUAGGGUCACCACAAGUCGGAAUUGACUUGAAGGCAGUCCACAAACAAUUCCUAGAGAAAGCUUUUUCCUGGACCAAGUUAAGAGUCCCCGCCCCCCCCCCCCCCGAUCACUUGAAAAUUGCUGAUGGUCUUGGCAGGCCACUUAAUGAUAUUGCUGCCUGUUGCAGCAACUGU
This is a messenger RNA of Rhineura floridana, 3828 nucleotides long. Its product is annotated as suppressor of cytokine signaling 3-like. The coding region runs from base 1559 to 2173 and encodes 204 amino acids. Lineage: Eukaryota; Metazoa; Chordata; Lepidosauria; Squamata; Rhineuridae. Gene Ontology annotation, biological process: intracellular signal transduction; phosphatidylinositol phosphate biosynthetic process. Gene Ontology annotation, cellular component: phosphatidylinositol 3-kinase complex. Gene Ontology annotation, molecular function: 1-phosphatidylinositol-3-kinase regulator activity. The record is from RefSeq and is a predicted model, not a curated record. The transcript is spliced from 4 exons.